AUGUCGGAAACGAAUAUUCAAAUUGUGACGAUCAUCAUUCUCGGUCUUCUCGGCCUAAUCGGUGGAAUCGCAGCCAUUCGUGUCGUUUUGACGAGUUCAAUUCUGAAAGGAAUCGUCCGUCACUAUUGUCUCUGUAUCAUCAUCUCAUCAAGUCUCAUCAAUCUCUCGCAUCUCUUUUGGGGAGCACCAAGAGCUCUGUGGUCUUCUCUUAGUAAAUACGAUGUUUUGGAUAACACGAUUGGUUUCAUCGCAUUCACUUCUGUUUCAGUCAUGUAUAUAGCAAAGAUUCUAUUAGCUUUCAAUCGUUUCAUGGCAAUCUCGUGGAACGGAGCCUACUAUCGAUCUUUGGAGAAAGUGCAAUUCAUCCAAUACUUUCUCCUCAUUGCAUAUUCCGUUAUCAUGUCGGCGCCGAUGCUUUUUCCUGGUUUUCGCGUGAUCUGGGUGAAUGAUGGAAAAAGUUUUUGGUUUAUUGAGGACAGUCCAAAUGCUGAACUUUAUAUGAAUAUUACACAGCCCUGGGCCGCUUAUUUUGUGAUCGCUAUUUGUACCUCAUUGGACAGUAUGACGUUUUUCUUGAUUAAGAAGAGAAUAAUGGUGAAAAUU
Mesorhabditis belari is the source of this 603-nucleotide messenger RNA. Lineage: Eukaryota; Metazoa; Nematoda; Chromadorea; Rhabditida; Rhabditidae. The record is from the annotation of a GenBank genome assembly.